GGAACCCCAGGACUGCGGAACCAUUCGCAUGCAACUUGGUACUGACCUACGGAAGUCCUUUCUGUCGGGAAACACGGAAGUAGCUGCUGUACAUGUAAAUGAUUGUAAUAAACCAAUGAAUACAGUUCAGUGUAAUGAACGAAAGAGGUUACCUGUAAGGCUAACGUUAAUUUUUCCGAAGUACCACCAUUAAUGAAUUCUAAUUAUGGGACAAUAUUGCUCUUCAUCUGAUUUUUAAACAAGCCGUCGUAUUGCACUUUAAAAAAAUCAGUCCAACGGUAAAUGUAUGCUCCUGCUGUGAUGAGAUGCUUGAACCAAAGUCUGCAUGAAUGCGAAAAAAUUAAAGUUGAAUGAUGGGCCAGAGACGGCGAGCUGGUCCUAAAGGCUCCUUGUCCAACAGAACCCCGGAUGGAAUUGCAGUCGGGAUCCAGGGCUCUCCCAAGCACAGCAUAUGCAUGGUGUCUGACUUUUUCUACCCUAACAUGGGAGGGGUUGAAAGCCACAUUUAUCAGCUGUCUCAGUGUUUGAUUGAGAGAGGACACAAGGUGAUAAUAGUCACCCAUGCUUAUGGAAACAGGAAAGGUGUCCGGUACCUCACGAAUGGGCUCAAGGUCUACUACCUACCCCUGCAGGUGAUGUACAACCAGUCGACGGUGACCACCUGCUUUCACAGUCUACCUCUGCUUAGGUGCGUCUUCGUCCGGGAGAGGAUCACGAUUGUCCACGCGCACAGCUCGUUCUCGGCCAUGGGGCACGACUCCCUGUUCCACGCCAAGACCAUGGGCCUGAACACCGUGUUCACCGAUCACUCGCUCUUCGGCUUUGCGGAUGUGAGCUCGGUGCUGACCAACAAGCUGCUGACCGUGUCCCUCUGUGACACCAGCCACAUCAUCUGCGUCUCCUACACCAGUAAAGAGAACACUGUGCUCAGGGCCACCCUGGACCCUCAGAUUGUGUCUGUCAUCCCCAACGCUGUGGACCCCACUGACUUCACCCCAGACCCCUCCCAGAGAGACGACACCAAGAUAACGAUCGUGGUGGUCAGCCGCCUGGUCUAUCGAAAGGGAAUAGAUUUACUAGGCGGAAUAAUUCCAGAACUCUGCCUGAAAUAUCCUGAUUUGCAAUUUGUAAUUGGUGGGGAAGGACCCAAGCGAAUUGUCCUAGAGGAGGUCCGUGAGAAGUACCAACUGCACGACAGAGUGCGUCUCCUAGGGGCCCUAGAGCACAAGGAUGUGAGAAACGUCCUGAUUCAGGGCCACAUUUUCCUCAACACUUCUCUGACUGAGGCUUUCUGCAUGGCCAUCGUAGAGGGGGCCAGCUGUGGACUACAGGUGGUAAGCACCCGGGUGGGUGGAAUCCCGGAGGUACUGCCGGAGGAGCUGAUCACCCUGUGUGAGCCCACCGUCAGCUCCCUGUGCCAGGGGCUGGAGAUGGUCAUCGCCAGGCAACGCUCGGGCACCGUGCUGCCCCCUGCGACCAUCCACAGUAGGGUCCAAACACUGUACACCUGGAGGAAUGUGGCAGAGAGGACCGAGAAGGUCUAUGACAGAGUGGCCAAGGAGGUGGUGCUGCCGCUAGAUGGCCGCCUGAGCCGGCUGAGGGCCCACUGCGGGCAUGUGGCGGGCUCCAUCUUCGCCUUCGUGGCCGUGCUGGACUUCCUCUUCCUCCUCCUCCUGCAGUGGUUCGUGCCAGACUCGGUCAUCGACGUAGCCGUCAACGCCUCAGGCCCACGGGGUCUGUGGGGCAAGGCCGGGGCCAGGAAGACGAAACCCAGUGCAAACUGCCACAAGGACACAGGGACCGGUUAGUUGGCGCACCACAUCCAGCUGUCAGGAUUAUUUCCCUUUUUUUGUUUACAAUUUUCAAUUCUUUUUAUUUUGCCAAGAAUUUAUUUGCUGUUGCUUGAGUGGGGAAAAAUUGUUUUUAAAAUGUACACUUCUGCGCAAAAAAUUCAUAGAUAUUUUUAUAUUUUUCUACUUGUAUUACUCAUGUACACAGAAACUAAAUCUUUGUUUUCUUUGCAUAUUCUUCGUGAAAAAGGAACGCACACCAAAUUAGUACACCGUGUAUUCUAUAGCAGGUGAGCUAACCCCGCGCUGACCACUAAAACCCUGCUUGGGGGACUUUCACAUAGUGCUGCUGUUAACUUUGUAGCAUAGCAUUUAACAUUUAUUCCAGGGCUUUCCCAGGAUCAUCUGCAGUAAGUUGCCAGGAUUCACUGUUAUACCUUCCCCGCUCCUCCGAACAGAAUUUUACAACAGCUGGGACUUUUGCACAGUGGUGUAUUUACUGUACUGUAUGUGUAUUCCGCUCAGGUUAAUCCCGCUUGCUGGCAGGCACUGUAGUACAUUAUGCAGCGGCUGUUACGUCUUUCGUCACGCCAAGGGCUAAACGCAUUGCUGUCUGCCUCGGUUUGCUGGAUGGAGACCAGGGUCAAUAAGACAGGGUUGAGACAGACACCUCUCUCAUGCCCCAGUCUGUCUGGCUAUGCCCAGCGAACAAACAGGUUUGCUUCGUUCUGGCUUGGAUUUCUCCUAGGGAAUACUCACAGUGCAUCCUGGUCCUAUUUUGAGAAACCUGGUUUGAGAUUCACCGACCAUUUAUUUUUAAACCAGGUUAAAGGUUUUGAACCCCUUGUUUCCCCCAUGCGGACCCACUUUCUCUCUCACCAAAAAGGGCGGACUUAAAGAAGGGAUAUGUGAGGAAGGAGAAACUUUUUUUUUUUGGCCUGUUCACACCCUUGGCAGAUAGAAGGAAUUGCUGUCCAGUUUACACUCCAAUUAUGCUAAGGAGUGGAACAGAUUAACUGUGAGAAUCAAUUUGUCAGUAGAUACAAAUUUGCUUCCUGCCAAACCAGUUGUUUUCCAAUUUAAUCUGACUAAAGACACCAGGGCCAGUGUUUAAUGUUUUAUAUGUGUGCCAAAAUAUGGCUAAAGCCCCCCGACCACACUCCAGUUAGAGUUACUUAAAACGAUAACUAGCACAAUUUAUUAUUAUGUCCUGAGACAUUUUAACUGAUACCUGUGUCACAGCAUUCAUUUAUGGCACUGCUGGAGGUAUAAAGGGUGGUUUGUAGGCGCAAAUUAAUGACAGGGUUUUUUUUGGGGGGGGGGCUAACAAGCAGUUACAGCAAUUGGAAUGAAUUUGAAAUGAAUUGCUGUUGAAUUUGAAAUGAACUGCAAAUUCUAGGGCCAUUCACUUGAUGUGCUUGGCCUGUGAAAAUGGCAACUAUACCCUAGGGCUUGUUUUCAGAUGCGUAACUUUAAGAUUCAGAUGCGUAACUUUUAGGUGUGUGUACAUUUUGGUGAUAACUUGAUUUUCUUUUUUUGCUCCAAAGAAUAGCACUGGGUGCCCUUGAAGGUCUUUGAGAUAUCGUAGAUACUGACAUAAAAGAUACUGUAUCUAUUCCUGAGCAGUGUGCAGUUCAUAAUCAGGAAUAAUAUCAUACUGGCUUAAAUUUAAUUACUCUAAUUAUUCAGUUGCCUCCAUGAGAUGAAUGCAGUACCUUAUGGCCUUGAGACUUGGAUGGUUUGCAUUAAUAAAGGUGAACGCACGGUUUCUGAGAAAUCUGAGCCAUGGUCAUUUGCUUAUGUACCAUAGUGAGAAACAGGUAUUUUUGUGUUACAAAUUCAGAAAUAUGAGGCAAAAAAAACAAAAGAGUGUGUUAUCCUGAAACAAUCUGUAAAAAAAAAAGGUUCAAUGCUAACAUUAUUGCUUGCUGAUUUUUGCUGGGGUGCUUUGUAAUCAUGGUCUCCUUAGGUACCUUCUUAUUUAACAAGUCCACCUAUUAGAAGUUAGGGUGACUGUGCUUCCAGAGCUGCAACUCCAGCCUGGAGGCUACUGACCCAGUCCCAGAACACUGCUGCUCGCCUAGCCUACGGCCUCUCGGAACAGUCCCAUGUCCCUCCCCUCACUGGCCUCCACUGGCUACCUGCAACCGCUUGUGCCCUUGGUGCUAGUCUACCAAGGGAAACUCCCUUCACCCUUCAUCUUCUCCCUUUUUUACACCAUAGUCUGUGAUUUUUUGCUGUUAUUUAUUUAAUGUAAUGUAAUCUAAUUAUGAGAGUUUCGUUCGUUUUUUAUGAAAUAGUUAGAUGUUCAAUGGGGUACUUGAUAAGUGGUCAAUGGAGCCUGCACUUCUUGCACUUGCCGUCUGUCUUGGGAAUAUACUUUCCUCCCCUAGGGAAUUUCUUGAACUUCGAUCCCUGAUCAUUGCACUUCUGUUUGCAUUGUACAUUGCUCUGGAUUAGAGCACCUGCUACAUGCCAUUAAAGUAAAGUAUAGGAAGCUACAUGUCCCAGGCACUUUGCUAUAAUUGCUGAAUAUAAAUAUUCAGUUGUUGAUGUUGCAAUGGGCAACGUGUGACUGGAAAGGGAUGAGAAUGCCUAUUAAAAUGAUCUAACCUAGCGGGAUCACCUCGCUUCUUAGAAUGAAGCAAGCCACCAUCUUGUUCAGCAGUUAAUUUAUUUUUUGUUUAUAUAAAUAUUUGUGGACAUUUAUUUUUUUGAAUGUAGGAGAGCCUAAGAACAGCGCUACUCAAAUCCAGGUUGGACCAUGUAUUUGCUCCAGACAUGCACUACACUACCCAAUAUCGCAUUGGUCCAGGAAGUAAGAUCAUUAGUGAAAUCAGGUGGUGUACUGCAUGGUUAGAGAAAAUUCAUGCAGACACUGCAGCCCACAGGACCUAGUAGUCCUGGUCUAAGGGAAUGAAUUAACUACCAGUAAUUUUUCUUUUCAGAAAGUGGGCCUUGAUGCCCUUUAACUAAUGUACUCAUUUGUUUCUACAUGGACCAAUACUCACCCUUUUAGUUCUGUCCUUGUGAAUCACCCUUGCAUACCCAAAAUGUUUAAGAUAAUUAGAGAAAGCUUUUAUUUUUGCUAAACCCAUUAGUGUACAAAGGAACAAUAAUAUAUUUAUGCUUUUUAAUACUGCUUUAUCAAAUGGGACAUUUUGUCUGAAUGAUGUAUUUAUGGCUUUUGGUCAAUUUGAUGGCAGUGGUGAGCCUGUGUUCAUAACCAUGACCUGUGACGUUAAAAUAAAAAGUGUAUGUUUACCA
This is a messenger RNA of Anguilla rostrata (American eel), 5057 nucleotides long. RefSeq names its product phosphatidylinositol glycan anchor biosynthesis, class A (gene piga). The record is from RefSeq and is a predicted model, not a curated record. Bases 351 to 1808 code for a protein of 485 amino acids. The transcript is spliced from 6 exons. Gene Ontology annotation, biological process: GPI anchor biosynthetic process. Gene Ontology annotation, cellular component: glycosylphosphatidylinositol-N-acetylglucosaminyltransferase (GPI-GnT) complex. Gene Ontology annotation, molecular function: phosphatidylinositol N-acetylglucosaminyltransferase activity. NCBI's taxonomy places the organism in Eukaryota, Metazoa, Chordata, Actinopteri, Anguilliformes, Anguillidae.